Molecule: messenger RNA, 5955 nt
Organism: Bufo bufo (common toad)
Lineage: Eukaryota; Metazoa; Chordata; Amphibia; Anura; Bufonidae
Gene: FNDC3A
Product: fibronectin type III domain containing 3A
Exons: 26
Coding region: 257-3865 (1202 amino acids)
Molecular function (GO): protein binding
Source: RefSeq, a predicted model, not a curated record
UCUCCUAGAAGCUGAGAAGUGCUCUGUGUGUUGUCGCUGUGCGCCUCUUGUCUCCGCCCCCUCCCGCUGCCUCUUCAUGACCCGCAGUGGACGUGUGCGACACCAUCCUCAGCGACUGAGUUUCUGCUGCAUUUAGCCUCUGGUGGACUGGAGCUCUCACGGGGGAGAUGGAGCUGCGGGGGAGCUGUGAGUAGGAGCUGCAGGCGCGGGAGCGGACAGCAGUGCGGGGCACAGCGCGGGAUUGAAGCCGUUGUAAAUGUAUGUUUUAUCCACAAUGGCUGAACAUCAUCCUCCACCACUGGAUACCACUCCGCUACUAACAACUGAUAUUCCACUUCUACCUGCGCCCAUUGUCAAUGGAGAAGGCAGCCAGCAGGUUAUUUUGGUCCAGGUCAACCCAGGGGAAGCAUUUACAAUAAGAAGAGAAGAUGGACAGUUUCAGUGCAUUACAGGUCCUGCUCAGGUCCCUAUGAUGUCCCCGAAUGGCUCGGUUCCUCCAAUCUAUGUGCCUCCAGGAUAUGCUCAGCAGGUGAUUGAAGACAAUGGUGUGCGGAGAGUUGUAGUGGUUCCACAACCUCCAGAGUUCCACACAAGUGGUCAUCCUGUCAUACAUCGGCCACCUCCCCCUCUGCCUGGUUUUAUACCACUUCCUGCUAUGAUGCCUCCACCUCAUCGCCAUAUUUACUCAGCUGUCAGUGCAGCAGGAGAUAUGACUUCCCAAUACACCCCUCAGUAUCACCCUUCACAGGUAUAUGGAGAUUUAGAUGCUCUUUCUACUCACGGGAGGUCUGGACUUAGGGAUGAGAGAUCAAGUAAAAUCCACGAACGCUUACAGAAGAAGUUGAAAGACAGACACGGUGCACAGAAAGACAAGCUGAAUAGUCCUCCCUUUUCACCCAAAAAAAGCACGUCUCCUGUCAGUGAAUCUAAUGGAAUUAUUAAAGGGCAGAAUAGCCCGGGGAUAAAUACAGGACAGUCGAAGACCAAACAGAAAGGAAAGAAUUCAUCCCAGGUAGAAACAGAAAUACAAGAAAAAGAUGAAGAGACAAAAGCACUAGAAGCGGAACUUUCCAAUAUUUUGAACCCAGAGGUAUCAGACAUUCAAGCAAGAUCGGUAAUACUGACUUGGUCGCCUCCUUCUAGUCUGAUCAGUGAGGAAAAUGACGGAACGGUUACCCCUGAAGUUUACAUCUAUGAGAUCCUAUUAUCAAACAAUGGGAAGGAUGGGAAGUACAAGGUUGCAUAUAGUGGAGAGAAAACCAGUGUUACUGUGGAUGAUUUGCGACCUGCAACAGAUUAUCACGCCAGAGUGCAGGCAGAAUUAAACUGUGUGAAAGGAAAUCCUUCUGAAGCGGUAAGCUUUACCACCAUGAGCUGUGAGCCAGAAACGCCCAACCCUCCGCGAAUUACCAACCGGACCAAAAAUUCACUUUCCCUCCAAUGGAAGGUGUCUUGUGAUAAUGGUUCAAAGAUACACAAUUACCUUUUGGAGUGGGAUGAAGGCAAAGGAUGUCAGGAAUUCUGCCAAUGUUACUAUGGACUUCAGAAGCAGUUUAGAGUAACCAAACUGUCUCCAGCAAUGGGAUACACUUUCAGACUUGCAGCAAAAAAUGACAUGGGCAUGAGUGGUUUCAGUGAAGAAGUUCUGUUCUACACCUCGGGCAGUGCUCCGACAGUGCCAGCAAGCCCAGUGCUCCUCAAAGCUGGAAUUAGUUGGCUGUCACUGCAGUGGACUAAACCCUCAGGUACUCCGUCGGAUGAAGGGAUUUCUUAUAUUUUGGAAAUGGAAGACGAAACCUCGGGCUAUGGAUUCAAGCCAAAAUAUAAUGGAGAUGACCUUACAUUCACAAUAAUGAACCUGAGGCGCAGCACAAAGUACAAGUUUAGGGUUGUUGCAUAUAACUCAGAAGGGAAGAGCGGUCCAAGUGAAGUAGUGGAGUUUGUCACCCGUCCAGAUAGGCCAGGUGCACCCGCAAGGCCUUCUGUGAAAGGAAAGGUUCAUGCACAGAACUUCCGCCUAGUUUGGGAUCCACCUAAAGACAAUGGAGGAGCAGCAAUUACUAAAUACACCGUGGAAAUAUCUGAAGAGCAAAAUGGAAACAAUUGGGACACAGCAUACUCUGGACUUGGGCGAGAACAUUACUGUGACCACCUGAGUCCUGGCUGCUCCUACAGGAUUCGUGUUUUCUGCGAUAGUGAAGGUGGACAAAGCUUGGCUUCAGACACUUUGACAGUACAGACCCCAGCUGUGAUACCGGGACCUUGCCAACCACCAAGACUACAAGGCAAACCACGGGCAAGAGAGGUCCAGUUACGAUGGGCACCCCCUCCAGUAGAUGGUGGAUCUCCAGUCACCUGCUACAGCCUGGAGAUGUCUACUUGUGAAGGUGAACAGAGAGAGGUAUACCAAGGAAAUGAGGUGGAGCACACAGUUUGCGGCCUUCUUCCCGGAAAAGUUCACAGCUUCAGGAUACGUGCAGCAAACAAAGCUGGGUUCGGACCAUUUUCUGAAAAGUGUGAUAUCACAACAGCACCAGGACCCCCAGAUCAGUGCAAACCACCUCAGAUAAACUGCAGAUCUGCAACAUGUGCACUUAUACACUGGGAGACCACCAAUAAUAAUGGUGCAGACAUCACUGAGUACAGAGUGGAGUGGGGAGGCAUGGAAGGCAGCAUGCAAAUUUGCUACUGUGGACCUGGCUUUACCUACGAGAUAAAAGGUCUUUCGCCAGCAAUUGUCUACUACUGCCGGGUUCAGGCUGUGAAUGUUGCUGGUGUAGGCCUCUUCAGUGAAGUAGUCGCAUGUUUGACUCCUGCUUCUGUACCAGCAGCCGUGACGAACCUCUGGGGAAUGAAGGAAGAUGAAAUAGAGAGCCCACAUUAUUCUCCCUCCACCUGCCUUGCUAUACAGUGGGAGAGGCCGUGUGACCACGGCUCAGAGAUUUCUGGCUACAGUAUAGACUAUGGUGACAAGCAGACCAUCACAGUAGGAAAGUCAUCAAGCUACAUUAUAGAACAAUUACAGCCAGACACCACAUACAGAAUAAGGGUUCAAGCCCUAAACAGUCUGGGAGCAGGUCCUUUCAGCCACUCUGUAAAACUGAAAACCAAACCCCUUCCCCCAGAGCCGCCACGUCUGGAAUGUGCAGUGUAUAGUCACCAGAGCCUUAAGCUGAAAUGGGGAGAUGGUGCGUCCAGAGCGAUCCCAACAGACUCCGUUCAGUAUCACCUACAGAUGGAGGACAAGAGUGAAAGGUUUAUAUCCUUAUACAGAGGACCAUGUCAUACGUAUAAGGUACAAAGAUUAAAUGAGUCCACAUCAUACAGAUUUCGCAUUCAGGCAUGUAAUGAAGCUGGAGAGGGACCCUUCUCCGCAGAAUAUGUUUUUACAACCCCCAAGUCCCUCCCUCCUGCACUGAAAGCUCCACGGAUAGACCGAAUAAAUGAACACACCUGUGAAGUCAUCUGGGAGUCCCUGCCUCCAAUGAAGGGAGAUCCAAUCAUCUACAUCCUUCAGAUUAUGGCUGGAAAAGACUCUGAUUUUAAACAGGCAUAUAAGGGACCCAAUACGUCACACCGAUACUCUGCCCUCCAUUUGAACUGUGAAUAUCGAUUCCGCGUAUGUGCCAUUCGCCAGUGCCAAGAGGCUGCUGGACCUCAGGAUUUGACUGGUCCUUACAGUGCCACAGUCCUCUUCAUCUCACACAGGAACGAGUCACAAAGCAACACCAGCAAAGACAUUACUGAACCCACAAGGACAACAAGGACGCUGAGUGACGAGCAGUGCGCUGCCGUCAUCCUUGUGCUGUUUGCUACAUUCUCCAUCCUGAUUGCCUUCAUUAUCCAAUACUUUGUUAUAAAGUGAAGGAAACCCAUUUAGCUUUAUCCUGAUCCCUAUACCUUUUUUUUUUUUUUUUUUUUUUUUUUACUUUACAUCCUCUAAAGAGAAACAUACAUUUUGUUUUCCAAAUUGUCUUGCUUUUAAAGAAAACAUGGUGCCAUGUAGUACAGCGCCAGGACUACAGUAGCAUGUCACAUGGUCACUUGUGUCAGCCACAAUGCCUGUACCAUUGUAUGGUCCUGAGUAAUGAAGGCACAAGCCAGACAGACCUCGACUCGUAUGCCAUCAGAUGUGAUGUUUACACACGUCCAACGUUCCUCAGCUCUUUCAUGGUUAAAAGAUUGACCAAGGAUGAUACAGAUUUAUUUAAGGGUCACCUUAAGUGCUGCAAAAAAAUAUAUAUACAUUGUUGAAAAGCGGGGGUGUUCUUCUCAUUGUACUUCUACCUCCUCUGUGUCUCCUCUUUUUGCCGCCUGGUGCAUUGCCCUCUCUGGUGGCAGCAGGGUAUUAACUAAUCUGAAUACGGCAAUUUGUCUCAACUCAGGCAGUAAAUAUAACUGGAAUUUCUAGAAUAGUAUGUCAGGUGAAUCAAGAAAUAAGAGAGAAAAAGAAGAUUUAGAAGAUAUUUAUUGUAGAUAAUACAGAUGGCACAACUGGUUUAUUUUAUCUAAUGAAGCUCUAUCAGAAGAAGACGUAUGCCUUCCAGAGAUGUGAUAGGAAUUGUCCUUUUUGAGGCUAAGCAGGUUAAUUUGCUUGCUUUUAGCACAAGGCACCAGCCCUUUUAUCUAAAGUGGAUGAAGCACCUUUGCUUGGACAAAACAUGUGUAGAAGGGUCAUUUCUGCUGAUCACAAUGACAUAGUCCUCUCGUGGCAGGCUGAUACCUUAAGGCCCCUAUACACAUUACACUGUUGUCUGCCGAACCCGCCAUUUUCGGUGUAAAUGGCCAAGAGUCUAACGUGUAUGGGUAGCCUCUUGGCACUUUGAAUUAGAACACCCAAUCAUUUUGUUUUCCAGGGAGAUAAGCCACCGCUAGAAGUGUCUGCCAAUCGCCUUCUCCUCCCUCACCAUUGGAAACACAUACACGCUGUGGAGGGUGUGUGGGCACCUUUUAAUAGGAUGUUUGCAAGGAAUGUGAUGGUUGCAUUGAUGCUGGUGGCUAGGAAGAAAUGUAGACUGUAUAUUGUGUAGACUAGUCUGUUAAAAGACAACAGAGAGGAAGCCAGUAUCACAUCUGAGAUCUAGGUUGUCCAUUAUAUCUGCUCCACUCUCAGUGCUAUGACUUUCUCACAUUUUAUUACUUGUAUUAGUAAUACGGUUUAUAAGAUGCACAAAAACACUUUAUACUUAGAGCAUCUUUCCACAAUGGACCAGCUUCCAGAAACAGACAUUCAUUGGUCAGCACUCCAAAUAAGUGAUAUAAGAGCCCAGUACACUUAUGAGAAUGGGAACAUCGCUCACACCCUGUAAAAGGGCUUCUAGCCAGUCCAAGAACGGUUGGCCCUUUCUGGGCUUUCAUCGGUUAUCUCAGCAAGGAAAGUGAAAUAAUUAUCAUGACAUAUAUUGUGUUGAUGAAUUGUCCAUGCGGUAGUUGGCACUUCAUAUAUAGAAAUAUUUAAAAAAAACACGGACAAAGAAAGCAAGAGUUUUCCAGGACAUUAAUACUGAUGACCUAUCCUCUGGGAUACACCCAGGACCCCCGCCGAACAGCUGUUCGAGAAGACAUCGCCUCACCAAGCACAGCGCCAUACAUUAUAUGCAGAGUUGCCCCUAGGCCACUUGACCUAGGGAAAGCUGCAAAAAUGCCGUGGCGCUACUGUGAGCGUCGCUGCAUUCUCAAACAGCUGAUUGGCGGGGGUCGGACCAGUACCGAUCAGAUAGUGAUGACCUAUCCAGAGGUUGGGUCAUCAGUAUAAAAGUCUCAGAAAACUCCUUUAAGCAUUCUAAUAAUAAUGCUACAAUUGUAGAUGUAAUAAUUAGUCCACACAAGUUAGUGGUUCUACAGUGUAAAGGUUUUUAUGCGUUUCUUUGACCUCGUUUUUUUUUUUUCAAUUACUUUUUACGCUUAGUCUAUUUCUAUGUGGAUAGUUUUGAUGUUCUAUAGUUUGGUAUUUUU